Ruditapes philippinarum (Manila clam) is the source of this 1146-nucleotide messenger RNA. RefSeq lists its product as uncharacterized. Lineage: Eukaryota; Metazoa; Mollusca; Bivalvia; Venerida; Veneridae. The transcript is spliced from 2 exons. Bases 271 to 948 code for a protein of 225 amino acids. The record is from RefSeq and is a predicted model, not a curated record.
UCGGUCGAAGCUGGUCAGCAGGGUAGCAAUGAUGGUACAAGCUCUGGCGUUGCUAUAGCCUUUGGUGUCUUGUUUGGUAUUGCCACAAUAGUGGCUAUAAUUCUUGCUGUUAUUGCAAGGAGAUUGUGGAAGAAAUACAAGUCAGUGGGUGGAGCAAAGGCUAGCACUUAUAUACAAGAUGUGAAACCAAGUUCAUUAUUUGACGAGAUUGACCGAGACAAAAUUACUCCAUCAAGAGCACCUUUAGGCCAUCAGCGCCAUGUGACAGAUAUGGGACGUGCUGACUCCUCAUUGGCACCACUUGCCCAUCUAAAACAUGUGACUGAUACAGUGGGCAAGAUGAGCUCUAAUUCCCCAGCCCCACUUACCACCAGAAAUAUUGAACUUCAAAGACCACCUAUGAUGAUUGGUCGUCGUUCUCCUACCAUGUACCCGUCAAUGUCUGCCACGCCUUCAUCAUUACGAUCAAUCAGUCUAGGAUCAUUUCUACCAGAACAGAUUGGUUCUCCAAGAGACACAUCAUCGCCAGCAUCAAAUGUUCUAGAUAUACCAAAAAUCCAGAUCGAAGACUCAAAACCAAAAACAGUAGCAAAGAAAGCAAGGAAUCAGGAUACAGAACCGAAAUCCGGAAAAUUGUCACCAUUCAUGCCAAUUAAGGAGACACCUGUAUAUCGUGAAGGUAGUCCAUUACCUCAGCAGAUUCUUACACCAAGAAAUGCUGAUGAUAUUACCAGAGAGCUUAAACAGGCAAAAAAUAGUGCAGAAGAUAAACCGAGAAGAAAGCGUGAAAAGAAACCAAAAGGUGAUCUCAUUGAUAAAGAUAAAAACUUAUUGAAAAUAUAUAGCGGGAAGGAUACAAGUUCUCCGACACCAGGAAUAUCUUCCCCGCAGUAUCAGAAGCUAGCGGGUUAUGAACAAGAUAAUGAAAUUUCUGACAUUGAAGUUUGAUGGGUUAAUUAUGCUUGUCAUAUAUUUAAGUGUACAUCAGUGUGUUUAAGGGAUAAACUUUUCUAGUUGUAUGUCUACUUCUUUGCGACAGAAAAAGAUGAAAGAUAAAUAAUUGUCAAUGUUUCACUGAUCUUUUUUUCAGCUUUUAAGAGCAUUCAGUGAAUAAAUUAUUUUUGUAUUAAUAUUACAUGUACGUGU